GAGGGAGUCAAAGGGAUGCCGGUGUUUCCUCGUUUUUCCGCCCCUUCUUUUGGUUUCGUCCAAACUGGCCUGAGCAGCAGCUCCUCAGUCUUUAUAUCCCUGCUGCUGCUGCUGCUGCUGCUGCUGGGAGGAGGAUGCUCUCUGUCUCCGAAUGAAUGCGGCGUCAAUGGCCCGCUGUUGGACGGCUACGCGAUGAAUGCAUUGGCUUUUUACAGUCAAAUGCCUGGAAUGACUAUUAUUAUGGAUAUCUUUUAUUUUCUAUGGAUACUGCCGCCGGUGUGGGCUGUCGAAGAAGUACUAAUGGAUUCAACAACUGCAACAGCAGAGCUGGGCUGGACCAUCUUCCCAUCACAAGGGUGGGAAGAAGUUAGUGGCUAUGAUGAAAAUAUGAACACCAUUCGAACAUACCAAGUGUGCAAUGUCUUUGACAGCAGCCAGAACAACUGGGUACGCACCAAAUACAUUCGCCGUCGUGGUGCUCAGCGCAUCCAUGUCCAGAUGAAGUUCUCAGUGCGCGACUGCAGUUCCAUACCCAAUGUCCCUGGUUCCUGCAAGGAGACCUUCAAUCUGUAUUAUUAUGAGUCUGACUCGGACAUCGCCACAAAGUCAUCCCCACCCUGGAUGGAGAACCCCUGGGUGAAAGUGGACACUAUAGCAGCUGAUGAAAGUUUCUCUCAGGUUGAUCUUGGUGGACGCAUCAUGAAGAUCAACAGUGAAGUUCGAAGCUUUGGACCUGUUUCACGCAACGGGUUCUACCUCGCUUUCCAGGAUUAUGGGGCCUGCAUGUCACUUAUUGCUGUUCGAGUUUUCUACAGGAAAUGUCCCCUUGUAAUCCAGAAUGGCGCUGUCUUUCCUGAGACUUUGUCCGGAGCAGAGAGCACCUCUUUGGUUGCAGCCAGAGGAGUGUGUGUUCCCAAUGGGGAGGAGGUGGAUGUACCCAUCAAGCUCUACUGUAAUGGGGAUGGAGAGUGGAUGGUACCCAUUGGGCGCUGCAUGUGCAAAGCCGGGUAUGAGGCACUGGAGAAUGGCACAGUCUGCAAAGCAUGUAUGUCAGGCUUCUUCAAGGCUGCACAGGGAGAUCACAAAUGUCUGCAAUGCCCCAUUAACAGCCGAACUACAAACGAAGGAGCUACUAACUGUGUCUGUCGCAAUGGCUACUACCGCACUGACUCUGACCCUCCGCAGAUGCCAUGUACCACUGUUCCAUCAGCACCACAAAACGUUAUCUCCAUCGUUAAUGAAACCUCUCUGAGGCUGGAGUGGAGCCCACCACAAGAGGGUGGAGGCCGAGAAGAUGUUGUCUACAACAUCAUUUGUAAAAGCUGUGGCAGUGGACGUGGUGGCUGCACCCGCUGUGGAGACAAUGUACAGUUUGUUCCACGUCAGCUGGGACUGACCGACACCCGCGUCCACAUCAGCGACCUCCUGGCUCACACCCAGUACACCUUUGAAAUACAAGCUGUCAACGGAGUGUCGGACCAGAGUCCUUAUUCACCACAGUACACAUCUGUCAACAUCACCACCAACCAGGCUGCACCAUCAGCAGUGUCCAUCAUCCACCAGGUCAGCAGAACUCCUAACAGCAUCACGCUUUCCUGGUCCCAGCCUGAUCAGCCCAAUGGUGUUAUCCUCGACUAUGAACUGCAGUACUAUGAGAAGAACCAGGCAGAGUGGAACUCAUCUCUGACAAGGAGUCAGACCAACACUGCAGUCAUACGAGGUUUGAAGUCUGGAACUAUCUACGUCUUCCAGGUUCGGGCUCGGACAGUUGCUGGAUUUGGGCGGUUUAGUGGCAAAAUGUACUUCCAAACCAUGACUGAAGAGGAAUAUAACUCCAGUAUCCAGGAAAAGCUCCCCCUCAUCAUUGGCUCAUCUGCUGCAGGGGUCGUCUUUAUCAUUGCCAUCACUGUUGUCAUAAUUGUUUGUCGCAGUGUGUUUGUCACCAGCAGGAGAAGUUCAGACAGACCGGAAUCAGAGUACACAGACAAACUCCAACAUUAUACCAGUGGUCACAUGUCUCCAGGAAUGAAGAUAUACAUCGACCCCUUCACUUAUGAAGACCCCAACGAAGCGGUCAGAGAGUUUGCCAAGGAAAUUGACAUUGCCUGUGUCAAGAUUGAACAAGUGAUUGGUGCAGGUGAGUUUGGUGAAGUCUGCAGUGGAAACCUCCGGCAGCCUGGGAAGAGAGAGAUACUGGUGGCUAUUAAGACACUGAAGGCAGGUUACACUGAGCGCCAGAGGCGGGACUUUCUGAGUGAGGCGUCCAUCAUGGGCCAGUUUGACCACCCCAACAUCAUCCAUCUGGAGGGAGUGGUGACAAAAAGCAGCCCUGUGAUGAUCAUCACUGAGUUCAUGGAGAAUGGAUCCCUUGACUCCUUCCUUAGGCAAAAUGACGGGCAGUUCACAGUGAUCCAGCUAGUGGGAAUGCUGCGUGGCAUAGCAGCAGGAAUGAAGUACUUGUGUGACAUGAACUACGUCCAUCGAGACCUGGCAGCUAGGAACAUCCUUGUCAACAGCAACCUAGUGUGCAAAGUGUCUGACUUUGGCCUAUCACGCUUCCUCGAAGAUGAUACAUCAGAUCCCACCUAUACCAGUGCUCUGGGAGGGAAGAUUCCCAUUCGGUGGACGGCUCCAGAGGCCAUUCAGUACAGGAAGUUCACCUCCUCUAGUGACUGCUGGAGCUAUGGCAUAGUCAUGUGGGAGGUGAUGUCAUAUGGAGAGCGGCCCUACUGGGACAUGAGUAAUCAAGAUGUAAUCAAUGCCAUAGAGCAGGACUACAGGUUGCCACCACCUAUGGAUUGUCCGAGUGCACUACAUCAACUGAUGCUUGACUGCUGGCAGAAAGACCGUAACAACCGGCCUAAAUUCAGCCAAAUUGUCAGCACCCUGGAUAAAAUGAUCCGCAACCCCAACAGUCUGAAGGCCAUGACACCGCUGUCAUCAAGCGUUCACUUACCUCUGCUCGACCGCAGCACUCCAGACUUCUCCUCUUUCACUACAGUGGAUGAGUGGCUGGAUGCCAUUAAGAUGGGCCAGUACAAGGAGAACUUUACCAACGAAGGCUUCACCAGCUUUGAUGUGGUGUCUCAGAUGUCCAUGGAGGACAUCCUCAAGGUAGGCGUAACACUGGCUGGCCACCAGAAGAAGAUCCUGAACAGUAUCCAGUCCAUGAGGGCCCAAAUGAACCAGAUCACCUCAGUGGAAGUGUGACAUGACAGAUCAGGAGCACACCAGCUCUGUUCACUGUAGAAAGCCCAGCAGCCACUGCCCCUGCGUUCUCCUUGAGCCUCUGAGGAGGAUUGAUAUAUUGCACACAGACUGUGACUUCAUUUUAACUCAGAUUGACCCUUUUUUUCUUCUGAUUUUCUCCAGAGGGUUCCAUCAGUCUGCGGCACAGCACAGAUGUAUGGUAGUUUUUUGUAGCUACUGUAUAUUCAGGUAACAGUCAUGCUUUAGGGCCUGAUAUUGUACUCGACUAUAAACACAGCCAUUGAAAUCCAGUCUUCAAGCUGCUCAGCCCAUGUCUAUUUAAGACUUCUGACAUCACUACUCCACUGGCUGCGCUACCACAAAAUCAUCUAAGUAACAAAUCAUUCUCCAGAGUUGACCAUGCACUUUUGCUUUGUGUACAGGACUCACAGUUACAGUUAAAGUGAAUAAAAGGAAAAAGAGCACAAUUAAACUCAACUAAAUGGCUACUGCAAAAUACAACCUCAGUAAUUAGCCUAAAGCUUGCAGUACUUAAUGCUUUCAGUUGAGCACAUUUAUUUACAAGUGCCACUCAUAACCUUACUGUUCGAUCUAUCACACAGAGAUGUUGGUUGUUUGUUGUUAAAAUUAUAACCUCAAGUUAUAACCCCAUUACCUUGCUUGGCAUAUCAAAACCCACUUUUAGUAUUAUUAAUGGCAAACAGUUUUGCAGCAAGAGAUGCUAAAUGUAUUUGCAUUCUGUGACUGCCUGUCUAUACAGUAUCUUCAUUGUUACUCAGUGUUUUCAUCGUUACUCCAGAAUCCACACAGGAUUCAAAAAGCAUGUUUACGCACAAAGGAUUCACAGGAAAUGAUACGCCCUCAUAGUCAUGUGACAGAAGAAGGCCAUUGAAUGCAUUUGGAAGAAGAAGCAUUGACUGUCUUCUUUAGUCUAGUUUGUUGAGCUGCCCUGUAAACAAAUCCACCAGCUGCUCCUCUGUUGCAUCACUGAUGUGAUAUCAGCUGAAGGGGAAGAGCAAAUAAUCGCCACACGCACAAUUUGUUGUACAAUUAGAAAAACAUACUACCGCCAGCAGUAACUACAAAGGUGUUGCCAAAUCUAUCAGGACUGAAACCUUAAUGAUUAUAACUUUAAGUAAAGUAAUAAUAUUCACGGGUUAUUUUUCUACAUUACAAAAUGUCUGGGCGCAGGUCCCACAAGAAUGCUGUCAGAAAGGAUGUUUCCAUUGCGUCUGGUUUUUAGGCCGAUAGAAACCGUCAGUCUCUGCCCUUUGCUAAGACAAAUUAAGCCUAAGGGAAUCUCUUCUCAGUAUGACUCUUGUUGACCUCACAUUACUGUUAAUCAGAAAAUGGUUGUUUUGGAUUUUGCUUAUUGUGUUUAUUGUCGCCCAGACUGAAAUUACGUGAUGACAUUUGCUCUUUAAAGGUCUUCAUAAAAGGCCGUCACAUAUUUCAAUGCCUGUGCUGUCAGAAGCUGCAGAUGUGGUUUUGACUGGAGAACUGACAUCUGAGACAAAUUAAGGAACCAAGUAGCUACUGUCAACACUGUAAAAAUGGUCCCUUUAAAGAAUCCUUUUGAGCUGGUCUAAAAAUGUCAUAUAAAACGGCAUGGCUACUGAUAUUUUGAAAAGUCAGUUGGUUGAUAUUUUUAUUUUUUGUAGACAUCUCUCACCAAAUAGAACAUUUUAACUCUGACAUGUCACCUGAAAUGGACAUUUUGUAAAUGCUUGUCUGUCCCUGUGAUCAUACUGUCCCAUUUACUGUGGAGCUGUGACAAGUUACUGCAACUUUGGGUCAGGGUUUGGGCUGGGAGACAAUACUAUUUCUUACUUUUCUCACUGUUACAUGUGUUUUGGUGGCAAAGGUAGCCAACUUUACAGCAGAAUUUUCAAUUGUUCAAGAGAAGUCAGUUUUUCUCACAGCUGUCAUCCUGUACAUAUCAGUAUACUUUUCUUUAUUUUGAUGUACACCCCAACAAAAUAACUGAAUGGUGUUCUAAAAUGACCACACCACCACUUCAGUGAUUCAGUGUCUUUAUUAGUUCAUGUAUUUGCAACUGUGCUCAAAAUUCUAAAGCUUCCUUCCAGGUAAAUUGUUCCAGCAAUUUUAAUUUUAACACAGGUUAAGUGCAGAGCAUUGUAAUGAGACUUGAAUGUCACAUAAGGUUCGUGUGUGAUCCAAUGUGCUAUUUAGGCGUCAGUUUAUGCUGAUAAAAGGCACAAGUGGAUGACAGAUAGUGCUCUGUUGAAUCAUUCAUUGAAGAAAUAGUACUCUGAACAACAAAACUUUGCCUUUGACGUUGAAUCAAAAUUCUCUGUGCUCCUUCUUUCCUGUGACUACUUAUAACAUUAGUCCGAAGGUUACACUGAUUUGACAGACUAAUGCUCUCAUAGUUACAAGAGACAGACUUUGUAAUUAUGAAAAAAACCAUUUGGGUUUUUUCUUGGGAAAUGAAGAAAUUCCUAAAAAAAAUGUCAUAUGUAAUAAUUAUGGCAUACAGAUCUUUCUGUCAUUUCCAAAAAUUCAGGUGGUCCCAGUGAAAUGAGUAUACACGGACUCUAUUAAAUGUAACAUGAGCUGUUUAAAAGAGGCAUUUUUUAUCUGUCCUCCAGUUUUAAAUGAGAUACAAAAUUAGUAUUUCAGAAUUGUUCGACUUCCAUAAAGUUGAGUUUCAAUACCUUUGCACAGAGCUAAGACUCAAUAUGGGAUUUUGGGAAGUUAUUCGUCAAUUUAAAGAAGAACUCUUUAAAAGGUUCAAGUGUGUUCUGUGUACUUAUGUACUGAUCCACACUGUUGACUGUGGUUAGGUGUAGUCUCUUUUAUUUGUUACAGCUUUCAUCUAGGAUAUAUCAUUACAAGCAUCUCAGAGAACUUGCCACAGUUCUUCUGUGUAUUCAGUCUGUCUCACGUCUCCUGUUUUAUGUUGUUGGCUCAGUGGGUUCAGACCAUCUGUUGCAGGAGUCUGGUUCUUCUUGUAGCUGAAGAAAGUUCUUUAUGAGUUUGUUCAGUUGUCUGCACUUAAAUGGCACUUUUCUACCUUUGUGGUACCCAAAGCAAGUUGCUCGCCUGCCAUCAGGAGCAACUUGCGGAUCAAUGUCUUGCCCAAUGACACUUAGGCAUGCAAGGGGAACCUUUUGAUUAGUGGACAACCCGCCACUGCCACCAUAUGUUUGAGACUCAUUUUCGUAAUUAAUUUUGGGACAAUCAGAUGCCUCUCUGAUGGUGUUGUGCAAUGGAUAAGAACCCUAAUAUCUCAAGUCGCUGUAAAGUUUGCAUCUUACCAUGUCUGAACUUUUUAAUGCUACAGUCAAAUUAUGUCAAUGGGAUUUAACCACUUUUUCAUUUUUAAAGGGAAUAAAUGAUGUGCUGUGUUUUCAGUUAGAGCCUCCUAACAAAGGCACCAAACUGGGAGUGUUUCUUCCUGGGAGUGCUUCUUUCUUGACAAAAUGCUGUGCACUUUGUCAAGGAAGGCCCAAGGUUCUGAGGGGAUUUCAGUUUCAGCUUCCAGAAUUAAAGGACAAUAAUUCCUUCUUUUGAAUCUAGAAACAAUAACCUAUUGACUUUGAGGCUACCACAAGAAUAACAGAAAGUUCUACAAACUAAACAGCAAAACAUGUUACUGUUUUUUACUUUCAAAUCAACACGAGCAUUUUGUCGUCUCAUGCUCACAUGGCAAAACAACACUGAUUGGUAGUAGUUUCUAAAGUUCUGACAAAUCACCCUUACAAAAUGUGUACAGCUGUUUAUUGCUAUGGUAGGGUUUGAUUAAGUUAAGGUUAUGAAAACUGUUGUAAAACUUCCAGCUUCGGUUCUGACAGGCCAACAUUGUAACUGGCUGUUAGAGCUGUAAACACAAGGUGAAAGAGCAAAUCUCUAAUGCUGUCAUUUUUCUUGUGAGGACAGUCUUUUCAAAAGAGAAGGAACCAUGACCUUUGAAAUGAUUAUUUAUCCUCUCAGUUUUCAUGUAGAGCAUACAGAUCCUUUGACUGUCUGUCUAUGUGUGUAAUCUCUCCAUGUACAUAUUCUCUUUAUGAUUUAAAUGAUUUAACUGAGGUGAGAUGCUGACUAUUGUACCAACAUGCUGCUUCAGAAACCACUGUGGGUGAAUAUAAAGGGAAUAUGGUUCCUAGGCUUCACAGGACCAGUAUACGCUCAGAACUCUAUUUUGUUGGUUUUGAAAAAUGUGAAUUUUGAUAAAACUGUGGUUUUUAUAAGUGCUAUGACAACAAUUUAUACUUCACACUACAGAAAUGUGAAUUCUCACCUUGGUUCAUGUGAUGUUUGAGUGAUUUUUAAAAAACAUAUAUAUCAGGAUAUUUGACAUGUUCUUCCUGCCACAAGACACAUGUGUACUCUUGCACUGUUGAUGUUCUGUACAUGAGUCUUUUCUGAUCUCAAAUCCUAUAGAACUUGUUGGUCAGAAUGUUCUCAGUUCUUUUGAGGUACAACACUCCUGGUUUUGUGAUAGUAUCCAAUAGCACAGCCAAAUCCAUCAAUUUUCUUCCCAGUAGAUGUUUUCUCAUUCAGUGCUAUUGUAAAAUCAGUAGGUAAUGUAUCUCCUCCCUUCACUUUUUGCGGUUAAGUUAUUCUUUAUGAUCUACUCAACUAGCACACCAUUUUUGACAAGAAAAAAAAAAUUCUCACUUCAAAGGAAGAUUUGAGUUGUAUUUUCCAUGUAUUAAUGUUUUGCUCACAGAAUGCUGGCUUAGCUAUGGAAGAGCUGUGGGCAAAGAGGCCAUAAUGGGUUAAUCUGAUCCAACACCUUUACCUCCCUCCUCUUCUUGUUCCAUACAGGUGCACAGCGAGGUCAGAAGCUGCUUUACAUGUACAAUAUUUGUGCAUGUUUUUAUUUGAACAUAUUCUAGUUGUCAGUGGAAAGUACAAGACUAGCUCGUCACAGAUGUACAUUAGAUACUUUGAGUGUGAUGUGUGCUCUGUGCCAAACUUCCUGCAGUCACACAAAUUGUUUGACACUUUUAAAUGACCUCAGUCUAGAACAAGGUGCUUCCACAGCUCUCAUUUUGAAGCUCUUCCAGCAAAUUGUUAGUUCAUGUCCUCUUUUCCUUUUGGUAUUUCUUGUUCAGUUAGAUUAUCAAUAUCAGUCUGCACAGAUCUGUCAUGCAAUAUGUGCCAUUGUUGUAACAAUGGUCCUAAAUGUCUUACAGACAUGCACAAAUAGAGUAUACUGUACACAUGCAUGGUCUGCACAUUUGGACACAAUGGGCAAGGCAUCACAUUCACACCUUGUAUGCACCUGUUCAAACUGACAUAAUUUGAUCUGUUUUUCUUAGCAGAAAUGACUUCCUUUAAGUGAUAUUUCUGAGAAGUCCUCUGAAGUAUGGUUACUCUUGUUUUUUUUUUUUUAAUUUAUUUAAAGCCUAACUUAACAACACAAGCAUAGAAUUAUGAUAGAUUAGUGGUCAAAAGAAACUUGUUCUGUUAUAUUUAAAUAAAUGCGACAGAAAAAGCACCCUUCACCUCAAACAUUGUCUAACUGUGUCAAAGUAGCUGAACAGUGAGAUUUCCAAAAGAGAGAAAAAAGAAAGUCUGAAUGGGGCCCUGAGUGACUACUUGUCACCUGUGAUCGAUGGUCACUUCAAUGUGGUAAUGAAUGUGUACAUUGAGGUUAUACUGGGUUGCACAGUUGCACAACCUUCUAAAAGUGAGUGAGAAGUCACACUGCAAGACAUAUUCACCCAUAACAGUGUUAUAUUCUGUCUACCUGAUGUUCUUUAAUUCAUUUUAAAUCAUCAAAUGACCGUGAGAGUUUAUAGCCUGAACUACAGACUCACUGCUCUCAUCACUGGCUCAUUUUUGUAUGUGGGAGUCAUUUACAGACACAAAUUUACAGAGAACGUGAAAAUCACUUGAACAUAACCUCUUUAUGUACAGAUUGAAGAAAACUUUUCCUUUUUUUAAAAAAAUAAUUGCUUCAAUGUGUGUGCACUGUGCUCUAUCCAUAUGUUGUCCCAUGUUAAAACUGCACUAUGGCAGCUUCUCAGUACUUCAUACAGCUGAAAUGUGCCUGGUUUUGGUAGUAUUUUUACCAUUUGCUUUUUUUGCCAUAGACAAGUUGAAAAUGUUCAAAUUCUGCACUUAAGGUACACAACAAAAAUGCUUUUGCAUUCUCUCUGAGAAUGACCUAUUCAGAUAGAUAUCAACUUAAUAUCUGUGUGUGUUAAGAGCAGAGAUGGUGUCAGAACAUAGUUAGCUUGUUUAGCAUAAAGGCUGGAUGGUCGGGAAGAGAAGCAUCUUCUCUUGCAUGGUCAAAGUUCAAAAACACAAAAAGAUAAACAGGAUUCAACAUUGAACUUGGAUUUUAUUUGAUUGAUUGAUAUCUAUCGUCUUGUCUCACUCUCUGAAAGACAAAACAAUGAAAACCUCAGAAAUUUUGAACAGGUGAACUGAAAUCAAAGUGAUGGUUUUCAUAACCCCAUACACAGUGCAGAACAGUGGUGUUUACAUUGUCAAGGUUAAUGUUGAGUCUACAGUAUACUCUCAGAAUGCUUCAGUUAAUAUUUAAAGUACCAAAAAAUACACAAGUGGUGUAACUCUCCAGAAUCCAGUAUUUCAGCUUUAUGCAGUUCCCUUUACCGCACAACCCGUCUUUUUGCCUGAGGGUCCCCUAAAGAUAUUUCUAUUCUCUGUAGAUGGGAGUUUUACAUUAAGGUUUUUUCCUGCACCCUUGGUCCAAAGCACACAGGACAUAGGGGUCCAUGUAAAAUUCCAGAGGGGCUACCCAUAGCCAUACGAGCUCUUACCACUGUGAUCUCAUUUGGACUUUGCUUUUCUUUUUUAUGUUGUACAAAUGUAUAUUUGAUGGUAUACGUGUGAAGGAUGUAUCGAUUUGAAUUAUUUGUAAUACUGUUAUUGGUUUAUUUUGUAAAAAAAAAUAAGAAAAUAAAAAGUAAAUAAAGAAAAGGCAACACAAA
Amphiprion ocellaris (clown anemonefish) is the source of this 10142-nucleotide messenger RNA. Its product is annotated as ephrin type-B receptor 2-like. Gene Ontology annotation, molecular function: ATP binding; transmembrane-ephrin receptor activity; protein binding. Gene Ontology annotation, cellular component: plasma membrane; neuron projection. The coding region runs from base 16 to 3210 and encodes 1064 amino acids. Gene Ontology annotation, biological process: cell surface receptor protein tyrosine kinase signaling pathway; central nervous system projection neuron axonogenesis; axon guidance. The record is from RefSeq and is a predicted model, not a curated record. The transcript has 16 exons. Lineage: Eukaryota; Metazoa; Chordata; Actinopteri; Pomacentridae.